Molecule: messenger RNA, 1095 nt
Organism: Colletotrichum godetiae
Lineage: Eukaryota; Fungi; Ascomycota; Sordariomycetes; Glomerellales; Glomerellaceae
Exons: 2
Coding region: 237-938 (233 amino acids)
Source: RefSeq, a predicted model, not a curated record
GUGGACUACAACCAUGGGGGACCUCCCACCUGAGGCUGAUGGAGAGUCUCGAGUAAAGGAACUCGAUCUUCCUGAAUUUUGGCCCAAAAGAUCAGCGUUGCAGCAAAGUUAGUCGCUAUUAGUCCCGGCUCUUGAUCCCGAUGGUCUGGCCUAGCCAGCAAGGUGUCUUUGAUUUGACAUGUCUUGGUGAGCGCGAAAAAAGGGAGAAAGUCACAUCAUGGCGGUAGACGGUGUGCAUGAGAUUAAAGGUAGCUGCAGGGAGGCUCUUUCGACGUCCCGCGUACUGGAAGGAUUGUUUGCUCACUUAUCACCCCCAAAUUCCCAAAGGCCCUCCUCGGUUGGACAUCAACGUUGCAUUAUUCCAGCUAUCCACUGCGGCGGCCGCCCCCCUUCGGUCAGUUCAUCCGAAGAUUUCAAAGUGGCUGGAGCUGGUUGGACGCAGAGACGCUGAAGGUCCAUUUCACCUUUCGACACCAAGAGGGGACGAAAGGGGGCGGCACUGCGCGCCCAGAUCACCUGCAGGCUUCGCGAUCACGGGACAAGUCGCCUGCGUUGCCUGCAUCUGCCUGCAAGUACGGCGAUGGCCUCGUUUGGGAGCUCUGCCAAUGACGGUGUUCUUAUUUGAAACAAAGCGCGAGCUCGGGCAGUUGGCGCGCUUGGCACCAGAUAGCAGACAAGUUUAUAUCAAACAUUCUAGCAGCCCCAAGGAUGCACAUCCCGGGGUGCAGCGGGUCUGCCGACGACCGAGACCAACACGGAGAAUCUUUGCGACCCCCCGGUCUGGCGCUACGGACCCCGGACUGUGCACUACUACGUAUGCAAGAGCAACCACCCUUGGGCAUCACGAGAUUAAGGAAACUUGCUUCAGUGGGGGUCCUUCCCGUCUUGUACAACUCUUCCAGGUGCGGACAGUAAGUGGCACAGUGAGUGGUUGUUGAAUGAUGGAUCGUUGGAUAGGGGAGGCAUGGAGGAAUAUAAUAUCAACACCAGAGGCCCGCCUCCAACCUCAACACGACUUGACUCUCCUUUUCGAAUGUUGAGCCGCAUCUUUCGUGCAUUCCUUCUUUUUCGAGUCACCGCUAGUACGGUGUUUUC